Tauraco erythrolophus (red-crested turaco) is the source of this 2220-nucleotide messenger RNA. The record is from RefSeq and is a predicted model, not a curated record. NCBI's taxonomy places the organism in Eukaryota, Metazoa, Chordata, Aves, Musophagiformes, Musophagidae.
AUGGCCACGGGGGGAACAACCGGCCCCCCCAGCGUCCCUCGUCACACCAACCGCCUGGUUAACGAGAAGUCCCCCUACCUCUUGUCUUCCCCCUACAGGUACCCUUGGGGUCAGGAAGCCUUUGAUAAAGCAAAGAAAGAAAAUAAGCUGAUAUUCCUGUCAGUUGGCUACUCCACCUGCCACUGGUGCCAUGUGAUGGAGGAGGAGUCCUUCAAGAACAAGGAGAUCGGGGAGAUUAUGAACAAGAACUUUGUGUGUAUCAAAGUGGAUCGUGAGGAGCGGCCAGAUGUGGACAAAGUGUACAUGACCUUUGUGCAGGCGACCAGCGGUGGAGGUGGCUGGCCGAUGAGCGUCUGGCUGACUCCAGACCUCAAGCCCUUUGUAGGGGGGACGUACUUCCCUCCUGAAGACGGAGUUCAUCGCGUUGGCUUUCGCACUGUGCUGCUCCGAAUCGCAGAGCAGUGGAAGGAGAACAAAGAUGCCCUGUUGGAGAACAGCCAGAAGAUCCUGGAAGCAUUGCUACACAGGUCUGAGAUCCGUGCACGGGGCCAGGAGUCACCCCCACCAUCCAAAGAGGUGAUGGCCACCUGUUUCCAGCAGCUCUCCAACUCCUAUGAUGAGGACUACGGCGGCUUUUCCGAAUCCCCCAAGUUCCCCACCCCAGUGAAUUUGAAUUUCCUCUUCACGUACUGGGCCCUGCACCGAACGACUCCAGAAGGUGCCCGGGCACUGCAGAUGGCUCUGCACACCCUCAAGAUGAUGGCCCAUGGGGGCAUCCAUGACCACAUCAGUCAGGGUUUUCACCGCUACUCCACCGACCAGCACUGGCAUGUGCCUCACUUUGAGAAGAUGCUGUACGACCAGGGGCAGCUGGCAGCCACGUAUAGCAGAGCCUUUCAGAUCUCUGGCGAUGAAUUCUUUGCCGAUGUUGCCCGAGACAUUCUGCGCUACGUCUCACGGGACCUGAGUGACCAGGCAGGAGGUUUCUACAGCGCAGAAGAUGCCGAUUCCUACCCAACCAUGGCGUCCAAAGAGAAGCGAGAAGGAGCUUUCUGUGUGUGGGCAGCCGAGGAAAUCCGGGCUCUCCUUCCUGACCCUGUUGAGGGGGCCACGGAGGGGACAACCCUGGGAGAUGUCUUCAUGCACCACUACGGAGUGAAGGAGACUGGCAACGUGAGCCCCAUGAAGGACCCCCAUCAGGAGCUGAAGGGCAAGAACGUCCUUAUUGUGCGGUGCUCCCUGGAGCUGACGGCGGCCCACUUUGGGCUGGAGCCAGGGCAGCUGGGUGCCCUGCUGCAGGAGGGCCGACGGAGGCUGGCGGCAGCCCGGGCACAGCGACCACGGCCACACUUGGACACCAAGGUGCUGGCGGCGUGGAAUGGGCUGAUGAUCUCGGGCUUUGCCCAGGCCGGGGCAGCCCUGGCCGAGCAGGAGCUUGUGAGCCGGGCUGCGCGGGCGGCUGCCUUCCUGCGGAGACACCUCUUCGACCCUGCCAGCGGGAGGUUGCUGCGGAGCUGCUACCGGGGCAAAGACAAUGCGGUGGAGCAGAGUGCUGUGCCCAUCCAGGGCUUCCUGGAGGACUACGUCUUCAUCAUCCAGGCUCUCUUUGACCUGUACGAAGCCUCACUGGAGCAGGGCUGGCUGGAGUGGGCCCUGCAGCUCCAGCACAUGCAAGACAAGCUCUUCUGGGACCCCAAAGGCUUUGGGUAUUUCUCCAGUGAGGCAGGAGACCCCUCUCUGCUCCUGCGCCUGAAGGAUGACCAAGAUGGAGCAGAGCCCAGCGCCAACUCUGUCACUGUCACAAACCUGCUCCGAGCAGCUUGUUACUCCGGCCACACGGAGUGGGUGGAAAAAGCCGGGCAGAUCUUGGCUGCCUACUCAGAGAGGCUGCAGAAGAUCCCGAUAACCCUGCCAGAGAUGGCCCGGGCCACUGCUGCCUUCCAUCACACCCUCAAACAGGUCGUUAUCUGUGGGGACCCCCAAGGAGAAGACACGAAGGAGAUGCUGCGCUGCGUUCACUCCGUCUUCAGCCCAAACAAGGCGCUGAUGCUGGCGGAUGGGGACGGCGCUGGGUUCCUCUACCGCCAGUUGCCUUUCCUGGCAUCCCUGGAGAGGAAGGAUGGGAAAGCCACUGCUUAUCUCUGCAGCAACUUCACCUGCUCCCUGCCCGUCACCUCGCCCCAGGAGCUGUGCGGGAUGCUCUGCCUGUGAGCCCCGCAG